AUCAAUUUCUUGACACUUGAAAUUAAAUGAAAUAAAAAAUAAAGAGUGUAAAUUAUAGCACUAUAACCAAGGUAUUAAUUAGUAUUAAGUGAAGUGUUUCUUAUCUACUUUGACAUUUUAAUUAAGACGUACCUAAGCCAAUGACUUUGACACUUAAAUAGCUAAUAAAAUGAAAAUAAUUGGGGGCGUGUAAUGUGCUAAUCAAGUCGAGUCCCUAUUCGUUGUACCCUGUUUGAAGUGUGACUAAAUCUACUUUAAUAACACACAUAACAUAACAUAAUCUCCUUUUCACAUUACUAAUUAUAAUAAUAAUAAUAAUAAUGUGGGAACGAGAGUUUUGUAAGCUUGUGUAGUCUCUCUCUCCUUGGACAAGACCCUAAUAAAGAGAGGAAGGGAUGUUUGGUUUUGGGGUAGUGUGCUCUUAAAAAAAAAAGGCUUAUGUGUAAUUUGGUGAGUGUGAGAGAGAGUGAGUAUCUUUAGGGAGGUCAGCAAAGCGUGCUUUGCUUCCUGAGCUGAGCAAACCUAAAAACGUUUUUCUAAAAGGCUCACAGAUAGAAGAGAAGAGGCAAUGGUUGCGUGUUUUUGUGAUUUAAGUGCGUUCCUGUUUUGGGCUUCUUAGGGUAGAAGGGAAUCUCUCUAGUUUUGUCAUUUUUAUUUAUUUUUUUAUUCUCUUGCCCCUUAAUUAAUUAUAUAUUACAUAAAAAAAAGAAAAAAGAAACAACAUUCGGUCUUUACUCUUUAACCUUGUUCCUUCCUCCUCUCGUCCUCUCAUUUCAUUAUUCAUUCACAUCCCAAAAGGAGAAGAAAGAAAGUUAGCAAAGCCCACUCACUAAGCGUGCUCAAAUAUUUUGUAGAAAAGGGCUUUUAGGACAUCAAUACCAGUACCAGCCCCCCACUUUUGCUUUUUUUGAUUUCAUUAUUUGCUUAUUAUAUUUUGGUUUUUCUUAAUAUUUCAUAAUAUACCUCUUGGUGGGGUUUCUUUUAGGGGAGUCUUAUUAAUAAUUAUAUGGUCUUUGGAGAGUGAGUGUGUUUGUGUGUUGGUUUUACAGAUUUUCAUGGGUUGAGGUUUGAGAAACUCUGUCUUUGUUUCCUUAACCACCUUUUCGUCCUCUAUUCUCCUUUAUAUUAAACUUAUUAAAUUUGGUUUUCAAAAUGUUUAGCUUUGCACUUGGUUGAGGAUCUGAAAUAAAGUGAACUUCCUCGAUUUGCUUGCUUUGAUUUUUUAAGUGUACAAAGAGAAAAAGGUUGAAGAAGAAAGGAAAGUAGUGCUGAUUCAUCAUCUGGGUUAUUUCAAAAAAUUGACGUUGUAUUGAUUAUAUUGACAUGGAAGGAAACUCAAGAAGAGAAGAAAAUUGUCCUCAGUUACUAGAUUUGAUUCCUCAAAACAGAGAGUGGUUCAUGAACAAAGAAAAAGAGAAGAGAAGCCAUGGCACAUCAGAUGAGAAAAAGUUAGAGCUUAGGCUUGGUCCACCAGGUCAAGACUGGCCACUGAAAGAUAACAGAGAAAGAGAUGAGUCUCUCCUUUCUCUUGGUUAUUUCAUUCAAAACACUAAUACCAUCAUCAACAACAACAACAAGAGUAGUGGUAACCAUAACCAAAACCACAAGUUUACUUCCUCAGAGAACGGAGGAGUUGGGAAUGUUCUAUCCUCUUCCCCAUGGCCUUCUUCUACUCCUUCCUCUUCAGGUUACCAAGGAAAAGCUCCAACGUCAUUUCUUCCAAGCUUGCCUGUUAUAGCAAAGGAAGCCUCACAGCCCUGUUGCCCUAAAACAGUAGUAGAGUUGCAGAAGGCAGAGAAAAAAGCAUUUUCACCAGCUACUAUUCCUGCAAAUACAGCUGUUACCAACAGCUCUCAGAAAAGAACUGCUCCUGCUCCAGUUGUUGGGUGGCCCCCAAUUCGUUCAUUCAGGAAGAAUCUUGCUAGUAAUAGCUCUUCUUCAAAACCCACAACAGAAUCGCAAAAUCCUGACCAGAACAAGAAGAUUCAUGGUGCAAAACCAGUGGAGACCCCGGGAAAAGGUCUAUUUGUGAAGAUCAACAUGGAUGGUGUCCCUAUUGGAAGGAAAGUGGACCUCAAAGCCUAUGACAGCUAUAAUAAGCUCUCUUCUGCUGUUGAUGAACUCUUCAGGGGACUACUUGCAGCUCAAAGAGAUUCCUCUACUGCUGGUGGAAUUCAAAACAAUCAAGAUGAAGGGAAAGCGAUUACUGGAUUACUGGAUGGAAGUGGAGAAUAUACACUUGUUUAUGAAGAUAAUGAAGGAGACAGAAUGCUUGUUGGGGAUGUCCCAUGGAACAUGUUUGUGUCUACAGUAAAAAGGCUGCGAGUUUUAAAGAGCUCUGAACUUUCUGCACUUAGUCUCGUUAAUAAUAAGCAAGACCAGAUGCGAGUUGACUCUUCAUUGAAGUGAAGAAUGAAAGAAAUGUUAUCUGAAGAAAAAAGUAAAUUUCCACUACAGUUUGGAAGAGAAUUUGUAUUAAUUAUUUGACUUUUUGUUUUCAUGUUUUUCUAUGAUCAAGGAAGUAAAAAAAAAGUGUUAGCCUAAGAACCAUGUAAUGAUGUUUCACGGAUUUGGUUUUUUUUUGCUGAAAAUGCUGUUAAUUCCAACUCGGCUCUUGUAGAAAAAUGCUAUAGCCACCCCAAUAUAUGUUUGUGAAUUUUGACACUGCUUCUAGUUUAUACAUUUUUGUUUGGCUCAAA
Messenger RNA from Cannabis sativa, 2699 nucleotides. RefSeq names its product auxin-responsive protein IAA26. The record is from RefSeq and is a predicted model, not a curated record. Gene Ontology annotation, cellular component: nucleus. Gene Ontology annotation, molecular function: protein binding. The coding region runs from base 1324 to 2409 and encodes 361 amino acids. The transcript is spliced from 6 exons. Gene Ontology annotation, biological process: regulation of DNA-templated transcription. NCBI's taxonomy places the organism in Eukaryota, Viridiplantae, Streptophyta, Magnoliopsida, Rosales, Cannabaceae.